Closterium sp. Naga37s-1 is the source of this 282-nucleotide messenger RNA. The record is from the annotation of a GenBank genome assembly. NCBI's taxonomy places the organism in Eukaryota, Viridiplantae, Streptophyta, Zygnematophyceae, Desmidiales, Closteriaceae.
CCCUGCACCUGCUUCUCCGACUUCUGGUACCACGGUCUCGGCGAAGGCCCUCCAGGCUGGUGUGCUGAGUUUCCCCAGGGCUGCUGAGUCCUCGGGUAACCUGCAGGCUGUUGGGCAACCCGCGCACUGUUGGGUGGCCCCGUGCCUGUGUCUUCCUUACGGACGAGCAGCGGGAAAACGAGGUGUGCAUAGCCCAGGUGGUAUUCAUCCCCUCUGGCCAGCAUCCAUCCCCUGCCGUCCGUGCUCCCACACCGACCAGCGAUCACUCAUCUCUACGCUGGG